AUGAAAGAGAACAAAGGAAGUAAUUCUAAACUUUCUAUCAAAGAGGGAAAAGAUGCAGACUACCCGGUGAUGGCGGAUAAUACAACGAAUAGUUUAAAUAUUAUUGACUUCAUCAUUACGUCACUGAGCAAUAAUGAAGAGGAAAAUUGCAAGAACGCGAUACAUGAUGAGAGAUCUAAGGAAUACAACGAAAGCAAAAAAGAAAAGGAAAAGAAGGUCUCCUUCGACGAGGAACCACUUGAAAAACAACAUCAACAACCAGAGAUCAAUGGUGAAUCGGGGAACAACAUUAUAACAAGUAACGUUUGUAUCUUGGAUAAUAUCGAUCAUAUUGAAAAAGAUCACAACUAUCACCGCUUGAAGCAAGGGAUGCCAAGAAGCAAAAAAUCGCGCUCCAUUAUUGACAUAUACAAGAAUACAAAGAGACUCUCACCACCCGAAGAGGAAUAUAGGCAUACAAGUACUUUAGAGAGCCAUAAAACUAAAGUACACAAUGAAGGCGAAACUAAAAAGGAUCAAGUAAAUAUCUCCGAGGAGAUAGUACCUAACAAAAUAAAACAAAAUAUUAUUCAAGGUGAGUUUGAGAACAUUGGUGAUAAUAGAUCAAAUCUUUCACCAAAAGAGAAUAAAGAUGAAGAAGACCAUUUAAACAAGGGAAUAUCAGAGAGGAUUGUGUUUCAAUCCCUUGUUAACUUAUGUGAGGUUAUAGUACAAAAGGAGAUAACUGAAGAGCGCGAUGAAAGUGAAACAAGAAAGGAUCAAGAGGAUUCUAUCGACAAGGAACUACCUGACCAACAACAACAAGACAUCAUAGUACAAAAGGAGAUAACUGGAGAACACGAUGAAAGUGAAACAAGAAAGGAUCAGGAGGACUCUAUCGACAAGGAACUACCUGACCAACAAAAACAAAACAUCAUAGGUGAGCCUGAGCUCAACAAAGUCACAAGUGAAGACAAUCACUUUUCAAACGACAAUGAGGUCAAUUGUGGCUCAAAGCUGUUGACAAGAGAUGAAAAUAAUGGAAACUAUCGCAUCACACAGGGGCUACCGAGGAGUACAAAGUUCCGUUCCAUCAGCAACCUCUAUAAGUGUACUACCAGAAUGUCACUUGUCGAAGAUGAAUAUAAUUGGAAUCUUUCAAGGGGAAAAGAUUCAUUGGAAGAUUCCAAUAUGUACUGCUCGAAAAAAGAAGAUUCGAGUGGCAAAAAGGAUUUUGGUGGUAAGAGAAAAUGUAGAGAAAACCAAAAAGGCGACGAAGAAAAGGAUGCUAUGACUUAAUUCUUCCACCUACAAGGUUGUAUUUCAAU
Solanum pennellii is the source of this 1307-nucleotide messenger RNA. RefSeq lists its product as uncharacterized. The record is from RefSeq and is a predicted model, not a curated record. NCBI's taxonomy places the organism in Eukaryota, Viridiplantae, Streptophyta, Magnoliopsida, Solanales, Solanaceae. The transcript is spliced from 9 exons. Bases 1 to 1278 code for a protein of 425 amino acids.